UAUAUGUCUAUUUCUUGAGAGAGAGAGAAAAAACAUAUAUAUACUUAUAAUUAACAAAGAGUUGGUAAAGUAGCUACUAGCUAGCUAUGCAAAAGUGGUCAAAUGUCAAACAAAGAUAAUGUGUGAGUGUGAGUACUCAUAUAAUAAGUUAUAAAUAAAAAUAGAGGGAAAAAAGAAAAAGAUAAUGCAUGUGUUAUAGUUUCUGGGAUUGGGAAUUGUUUAAAGACAGUGGCCAUAAUCUGCAUACAGAAUCUCACCUCCAAAUAUAGCAACACAGAGGAUACCAUUUGCUUCUUAACUUAACCCUUCAUUUUCUCUCUUAAAAACUCUCACUUUCACACACUACUACUACUACUACUAUAGCUACCUCUCUCUCCCAACACCCUUUUUCUGAUCUCCAUAAUUUUUACAAACUUCUACUCCUUGUAAAGAGUGUGAUAUAAUAAUAAUAAUAAUAAGGAAAGUGCAAAACACAAUUAGUGGGUCUGGUUCUCUUUGGCUAGCUCCAAAAGUGUAUUGCAUGUGUCACUAAAUCUCUAAGUCAUAAAUAUUGAAAAAUCUUUUUGGUGGGUUAAUUAUAUAUAUGUGAUAUAUAUAAUAUUAUAUACAUACAUACAUUCAAAACUCAUGUCUACUCUCAAAAAACCUUUAUCAACAAUAUUAUUAGUUUUGUUCUUGUUCUUGAUAUCCAUAUGUAUUCUCAACAACAACCACCCUUCUUUAGUUUACAAGUCUGGAUUAGCUUCCAAGCACCAAGAUACAGUUGAUCUCUACUUCCAGGAUUCUGCCAGCAGCAAAAAAGUGACUACGUUGCCUAGGACCACUACUAACACCUUUUUGAGGAGGAGAAUAAGUGGUCCGGGGUCAUCGCCACCACGAUGCAGCUGGAAAUGUGGGCGAUGCACCCCGUGCAAACCGGUCCAUGUGCCGGUGCCACCUGGGACACCGGUCACCGCCGAGUAUUACCCUGAAGCAUGGAGGUGCAAAUGUGGAAAUAGAUUGUACAUGCCAUGAUAUAUGAUGCAUGGAUUUUUAUUUGGUACUUAUUAGUUUAGAACUUUGUGCUAUUAAGUACAAGGGGGUAUUAUGUCAUUAAUCAAUUUAGUAGGACUGAUACCACAAAAAAGGUUUGAAAAUAUAUAGUUCGUAGAAGCUUAAAUUAAUGUUUUGCAAUUUAUGGACCUCAUUUGAUUAGCAUUUUAAGUUUUGGUGUGAUAAUUAAUCUCAUUAUAUCAAAGAUUUUUUUUUCUUCAUA
This is a messenger RNA of Erigeron canadensis, 1255 nucleotides long. RefSeq names its product EPIDERMAL PATTERNING FACTOR-like protein 6. Lineage: Eukaryota; Viridiplantae; Streptophyta; Magnoliopsida; Asterales; Asteraceae. The transcript is spliced from 3 exons. The coding region runs from base 628 to 1014 and encodes 128 amino acids. The record is from RefSeq and is a predicted model, not a curated record. Gene Ontology annotation, biological process: stomatal complex development; guard cell differentiation.